CUAUUGAUCGAUGUUAAAGUUAUGUUGUGUGGAAGGAAAAUCCUAAAUAAAUAUGUUUUUAAUUAGAAAAACUAUACGGAAUUCCAUAAAAUCAUGUUCUAAAUUAAAAACAAAUCCGGUUCGCUUGUGUUCAAAUAACUCUGAAGUAGAAACCACUAACAAUAUUUCAUCUUUAGAAAGCGAAUACAAUUCACUGGCAGACAUCUGUUUAGGCUUAAAAAGCAUACAUAAGUGCUUAAUUAUUCAACCCUAUGUCAAAUGGGGUCCACAGAAACUUCCGAUUACCCCCCAAGAACAAUUAGAGGAAGCUACUGCUUUGAUUCAGACUUUACCGGGUUGGCAAGUUCUGGAGAAAAGUUGUAUUCCUUUAGAUAAUUUAGAUAGGAAAACAUUGUUUAAGUCAGGUAGUUUAGAUAGGAUCAAAGCUUUAGUGGAGUCUUCAACAAUAAGCGCAAUUUUUGUUAAUGUCAUCCAUUUAAAAAAAGUGACAAUUACAAUCCUACAGGAAUAUUUUAGAAAACCAGUUUUAGAUCGUUAUAAUAUAGUAAUGCAAAUAUUAAAAAAUCACGCGACUAGUAAAUAUGCCAAGCUACAAGUAGCUUUAGCUGAAAUGUACUAUAUUAAAAGAAAAUCAGAACUAGGCUUAUUAUCCCGAUCAUAUAAUAAAGAAACUUUGAAAUUAAUAUUUCAAGAAAAAGAGCAAAAGUUGAAAAAAGAGAUAGAUGAAUUAAGAAGUCAGAGAUCACUGUUAAGAAAAAAUCGAAAAAAAAUGGACUACCCGGUUGUCGCUGUUGUGGGUUACACUAAUGCGGGUAAAACUUCCAUCAUAAAAACAUUGACUGAUGAUGAAAAUCUUACUCCAAAAGAUCAGUUGUUUGCAACUCUUGAUGUUACAGUGCAUCAAGGUCAAUUGCCAUUGGGUUUAGAUGUACUUUAUGUUGAUACAGUAGGAUUUCUUUCAGAUAUUCCUACAAAUUUAAUUGAAUGUUUUGUCGCUACUCUGGAAGAUGCUUUACUUGCAGAUGUGAUUUUGCAUGUUCAAGACCUAUCAAGCACUUGUUAUGAAUAUAAGAGGGACCAUGUUAUCCAAACACUACAGGAUCUGGAAAAGCAGUCCGGUGUAAUUCAAGUUAUGGAGAAAGUUGUUGAUGUGGGGAAUAAAUGUGACCUUUUUACUGGUGCGAAAAAACCUGAUAUUCUACCUGUUUCAGCAAAAUUCAAUGUAGGUUUAGAUGAAUUGAAGAAUGUACUUCAGGAAAACAUUUUAAAAUUUACUCAAAGGCAAAACAUAGUCGUUAGAAUUCCAAAUGGGGGCCAGGAAAUGACGUGGUUGUAUAAAAAUGGCGUUGUCUUAAACGAAUCGGCGGAUCCGAAUGACCAGCAGUUUACUUCACUUGAUGUUAUUCUGACACAAAGCAACUUGCAGAAAUUCAAACAUUAUUUUAAAUAAAUUUGUGUUACGAAUUGUUGGUUAUUAUUUU
Messenger RNA from Cylas formicarius (sweet potato weevil), 1481 nucleotides. RefSeq names its product putative GTP-binding protein 6. The transcript has 5 exons. Gene Ontology annotation, molecular function: GTP binding; ribosome binding. Gene Ontology annotation, cellular component: cytoplasm. Bases 53 to 1450 code for a protein of 465 amino acids. The record is from RefSeq and is a predicted model, not a curated record. NCBI's taxonomy places the organism in Eukaryota, Metazoa, Arthropoda, Insecta, Coleoptera, Brentidae.